This is a messenger RNA of Siniperca chuatsi (mandarin fish), 697 nucleotides long. It is a transcript of the gene rpa3, whose product is annotated as replication protein A3. NCBI's taxonomy places the organism in Eukaryota, Metazoa, Chordata, Actinopteri, Centrarchiformes, Sinipercidae. The transcript has 4 exons. The coding region runs from base 189 to 557 and encodes 122 amino acids. Gene Ontology annotation, biological process: mismatch repair; base-excision repair; DNA replication. The record is from RefSeq and is a predicted model, not a curated record. Gene Ontology annotation, cellular component: site of double-strand break; DNA replication factor A complex; nucleus. Gene Ontology annotation, molecular function: damaged DNA binding; single-stranded DNA binding.
AGAAAGACUUUGGAUGCGUUCGAUUUUAAUUUCUGUGUUUGCCGUAAUUACAAGCCCCGCGGUUUUUCAACGUAAACGUAGAUACUCCGCCCGCGUGGGCUUCCAUGUGAUACAACAAUAUAGGAAAAUUUCCCGCGCGAUAUUGCAUUGUCCCGAGUUCAGUCGCGCUAAAACAUCAAACCCUGGAGAUGGCAAGCAUACUGGAUGUCCCGAAACCAAGAAUAAACUGCUCCAUGCUAUCGCAGCACAUAAGCAGACCGGUCUGUUUCGUUGGACGUGUUGAAAAGGUACACCCAACAGGAAAAUCGUUCACCGUCUCGGAUGGAGAAGGAAAGACUGCAACAGUUGAACUUAACGAACCUCUUGAGGAAGAGCUGAGCGGUGUUGUGGAGGCCAUUGGUAUGGUGUCCAACAAAGGGGCAAUAAUGGCCACCACAUACAACAUGCUGCGAGAGGACAAGGGCGUUCCUUUUGAUUUAGAGCUGUAUAAUGAAGCCCUGAAGGUCAUCCAUGAUUUCCCCCAGCACUACCCUUUUGAAGUGGCUGCAAGUGGAUGAGGACCACCAUGUGAAAAUGGAAUUCUUUGUUUCCCAUUGUUUGUGCCCAGUUUUUGUUGAGUAAAAAUAGAUUUGUACAAAAGAAAAUCUGUAAUAUCAAAUAAGUUUUGUCAGUAAAAUUAAAACCUGUAAAGACCAAA